Cyclopterus lumpus (lumpfish) is the source of this 2230-nucleotide messenger RNA. Its product is annotated as PRELI domain-containing protein 1, mitochondrial-like. The record is from RefSeq and is a predicted model, not a curated record. Bases 351 to 983 code for a protein of 210 amino acids. NCBI's taxonomy places the organism in Eukaryota, Metazoa, Chordata, Actinopteri, Perciformes, Cyclopteridae. The transcript is spliced from 6 exons. Gene Ontology annotation, molecular function: phosphatidic acid transfer activity. Gene Ontology annotation, biological process: phospholipid transport. Gene Ontology annotation, cellular component: mitochondrial intermembrane space.
AUUUCAUGCUGGUGUGUUGAUCAAGGGAAGAAAGGUAUGCGGUCCGAAGCGUCUCUGGUCGGCAGUCCGCGUCCGAUCCACCGCCGCCACUCACUCUGUUGGUUCUGUCUGUCACAUGGAGGAUAACGAAUAUGACCGGCUCACGUCGUAAUCUGUGAGGAAAGGGCACAGAAACCCGGCACAGAAACCAGGCCCUCUGCAGACGUUUAGCAGCCUGAUAUUUCAUUUGCAGUAGCGUCAGGACUGUGCCAUAUUUUGGAUGGAGUCAGCACCCAAGUUUUCAUUUCCUUGUGUAGUCGGGGCACUCGAUGCUCGAGAUUCAAGCCAUCCUGUACAUCAGCGAGUAAAGAAUGGUCAAGUAUUUCAGUAAUAACAUAGACAUCAGGAGUACUUGGGACCAUGUUGUCUCUGCUUUUUGGCAGAGGUAUCCAAAUCCAUACAGCACCCAUGUUCUCACAGAGGAUGUUGUGUACCGGGAGGUGACUGCAGACCACCGGCUUCUCUCCAGGCGCCUCCUAAUGAAGACCAAUCGGCUGCCUCGCUGGGCCGAGUAUCUCUUCCCUGGCGGCAUGUCUCGCUCUGUGUACAUCAUCGAGGACUCCAUCGUGGACCCCGUCAACAGGAGUCUGACCACUUACACCUGGAACCUCAACCACACAACUCUCAUGUCAGUUGAAGAACGUUGUAUUUUCCGAGACUCAGUGGAGCAGCCAGCCACCACUCAGCUGAAACGGGAGGCGUGGAUAUCCUCAAAUGUUUAUGGCUUCUCCAGACCUAUUCAGGAGUUUGGAUUGGCUCGAUUCAAGAGCAAUCAGGUGAAGGCCAUGAAAGGGCUGGAAUACGCACUGUCCAACUUACAGGGAGAGACGCCCCAGCGGCUGCUCAGGGACUCGGUGAAGGGCGCGUCAGAGAAGGCCAAGGAGACGGCGAAGAGCCUGGCUUCAGCUGCUGCCGUCCCACAGAAACCCCGACAGUACGUCUGACAGGUCAGGUGGAGCCCUGUACAGGUGACAUGAACUCAACACAAUGCCUUUUUAACCACCGCGAUCAUCUUGACUGGACUGAAGUUUUCGGGGAUCCCGCCGAUCGCUGUUCGUUCUCCGUGUUUUUUCUUUCGUAUGAGGCAGCCUCUCCUCUCCGGAUGGAUUUUUGUCCUUUUCUUUUUCUAUUCUCAGUUUUCUGUCCUCGUUGAAUCUCAGGUCCUGAGCCUGUGUCUGAAACAUAUGGCCUUUGUGGAAAAGUUCAGAUUGUGACCAGCAGCACUUUUUAAUGCUGUUACUACGUCAGAUAUAAAUGCACAUUUUCAUAUUUUGCCAAAUAUGUUAUUUAUUUAUUUAGCAUGUUAAUAUAUCUAUCAAAGCAUAUGUUCAUGCACAAUGACAACGCUCUUAAACAGUGAUAUAUUAUUAUUAUUAUUAUUAUUAUCAUUGGUCCAGCCUAAAUUCCUCAUUAGACCAAAUCAUAAUACUGUGAAGUUGGAAUUGAUCUCGAAGAAGGAAGGACAAGGAUUAUGAAUUGAGGUUUGCACUCACGGGAUAUAUAAACAGUAUAAUUAUACUUUUUGAUACCCUCAUGAUUUCUUCAUUGUUUGACAUUUUUCCCACUUUCAAACACAUCCUCAUACAGUGCGUCGGCCCACAAAGCAUUCUGUAAUAUUGCGCACAUUAAAUCUUUGAAAAAAUGCUACUGUUUAGUCACCGCAAGUACAGAGAAGCUUUGAUAAUCAAGUGACUUCUGGGAAAAAAGUCAGUUUGAGUAAAGUUUUCAUAUCUGUGCUCAGAUUUACUUUAGAUUGACUGUAACUGAGGUGCGUUAGAGAAAAUAUUGAAUGAUAGAUUUUAUUUAAAAUAGAUUAUUUCAGCCGGCCUGUUGAUUUUAAAGUUUAAGUAGCGAUAAAGAUGCUAUAUUAUUGUAAAGAUUUCCGUGAUUGCAUUCCUUUUUAGAUGGAAUUGUCUGUUUUAAGAAGACUUGAGUUGUGGUAUGAAAAUUGACAGAUUUAUUGAAUUAUUCUUGAAAAACUAUUUAAUAUAAAGCAUUUGUGAUAUGAUUAAUGUAUGUAGACAUAUUUUUACAAGGUAGUAAGAUACGUAAGAACAGGAUCCAUUGGACUUUGGAAUUUGUUUUUUUGUUAAAAAACAUUUUUGACCAACCCAUUAAAGUUAAAGUCCAGUGUUUGUUGUUUUGUGUUUGCUCAUUGUCAAACUAAGCUUCAAUAAAAUGUCAAAAGUUA